This is a messenger RNA of Linum trigynum, 2049 nucleotides long. The record is from the annotation of a GenBank genome assembly. Lineage: Eukaryota; Viridiplantae; Streptophyta; Magnoliopsida; Malpighiales; Linaceae.
AAUAAGACUCAUUUCAUCAUUAGCCUUAGACAGCAACAAACACACGUCAAAGCCAACAUGGUUCUCAACUUUCCAUUCUCCCGAAUGCUUUAUUCCUUCCGGCCAUGGUGCACAGCCGCAGUAAAAGGAGACAGCAUCAGCGCCAACUACUUCAUCGUAACAGCAAUCCUUCUGGUGCUAUCGACGGGGCUCCUCCUUUCCCACUUCCUCAGAAGAAAGCAGGCCCCACUCCCUCCCGGCCCAACAGGGUUGCCGCUGGUAGGUUACCUCCCUUUCCUUGGGCCUCACCUCCACCGCGAGUUCACCGCUCUCGCCGCCACCUACGGCCCAAUCUACUCGCUGCGGCUCGGGACGAAGCUCUGCGCGGUGGUCAGCUCCCCUUCCCUAGCGAAAGAGAUCGUUAGGGACAUGGACGCCGUUUUCUCCGACCGGGACCCGCCCAUCUCGGCCCUGGUGCUAAUGUACGGCGGCCAUGACGUGGCAUUCUCAAACUACGGCCCGGUCUGGAAGAAGCUCCGCAAGGUCUUUGUGAGAGAGAUGUACGGUGUGGCCAGUCGGGAGGAAUGCUAUGGACUAAGGAAGCAGCAGGUAAGAAACUCCGUCAAAGAGGUGUACAAGAGAUCUUCUGGUGCGGCGUUGGACUUCGGCGAAACAGCCUUCAAAACGACGGCGAACGCCAUUCUCAGCAUGUUGUGGGGAGGAGUGGCAGGGAACCACGAGGGCUUUUACGGUGAGCUUAGGGAGUUGGAAUCGGAGAUGCUGAUGCUGAUGGGUGCGCCGAAUGUGUCGGACUUUAUUCCGGCACUGGCCAGAUUUGAUUUGCAGGGUAUUGAGAAGAAGUCCAAGAGGUUGUUGAGCAAGUUCGACGAGAUCCUGAGCUCGGCAAUAGAGGAGCGGUUGAGAGCCGUCGAAAAGAGCGGCGGCACGGUGAGGAAGGACUUCUUGCAAGUGUUGUUGGAUUUGAAUCGCGGCGGUGGCAGCGACGGUGGCGAAACAUAUAUCUCUACCAAUCAAGUCAAAGCUCUACUGAUGGAUUUUAUGGUGGGUGGCACAGACACAACGUCGACCAUGAUGGAGUGGACGAUGGCACAACUAGUUAAAUAUCCAGAUGCAAUGGCAAAAGUCUACCAAGAACUGAAUGAAGUUGUCGGACAAAACGAAAUCGUCGAAGAAUCUCAUUUGCCCAAAUUAAAUUACCUGGAAGCUGUCAUCAAGGAGACGCUUCGGCUCCAUCCAGCACUGCCGUUCCUAGUGCCACGCUGCCCUAGCCAAACGUGCGAGCUAGGCGGGUACACCAUCCCCAAGGGCACAAUCGUCUAUCUGAAUGCCUAUGCCAUCCACACCGACCCACAACUCUGGGAAGACCCUCUGGAGUUCAAACCUGACAGGUUCCUGGAGGACGACACGAAGUUUGAUUUCCAAGGAAACAACUUUCAGUUCCUUCCGUUCGGAUCUGGGAGGAGGGUAUGCCCUGCACAACGUCUUGCAGUGAACACGAUAAAAUACGAGCUGGCUACGCUCUUGCAUUCGUUCGACUGGAAGUUGCCGCCAGAGACGGAGCUGGAAUUGUCGGACAAAUUUGGCUUUGUGAUCAAGAAGAUGAACCCUUUGGUCCUCGUUCCUACUCCCAGGCUUUCGAAUUUAGAGCUGUACUAAAAGAGAAGAGGGUCAAGAUGUGGGUUGUAAGUUACGAGCUCGCUCGAUGCACAAUUUGUCUUAUUUCAAGUCUUAUGCAGUUGUAUUUUAUGAUGAGAACUUUAUUACGCUAUAAAGUAUUGGUGCUUUAAUGUACAAAUUAAAGUUAUAUCAUAAUGCUAAAUGUAGUUGUACCAUAACGUUAAAUGUAUAAGUUAAAGUUGUACAAUAAAGGAAUUUGUACCCUUAUAUUAUGGUACAACUUUAUAACUUAAAGUUGCAUCAUCACAUGAAGGUACAAGUUUAAGUUGUACCAUAAAAGAAUUUGUACAAAAUAGUAUAGGUACAAUCUGAAGUUGUACCAUAACAUUAAAUGUACAACUUCAAGUUGUACUAUAAAGGCAAAAAGCUAUA